GAUUGCUAUAACUUAGGGCCAGACGGUUGUAUCCUGUACACAAAACAUACUAGCCAAAAGUGCAUCUUGUACAGUUUCGGAGCGAUCUGUUCUUUGUCUGGGACACAGUGUGAUGCUCUAAGAGCCCUUGUUGCUUCUUGAGAUUUUUGAUAGCUGCAUUAGAGCUUCUUUUUAACAUGCAGACUUUCAAUGCUGCAGAGGGGUUCGGGAAAGGACACAUAUAGCCAUCUGCAGAUAAGUAAAAGAGGCUUCAGAUAUCUCUUCUUUCAUAGUGCAGAAUCUCUUUCUUUCUGAGUUAAAAGAGCAAUCAGUGCUUUUGGGAUGAGCCGGACAACAGGAGUGCUGUGGGCUGGGCUCUGUUCUCUUCUGCUUUUCGUCAGCCUGUGCGAUGGCAGAAGGAGAGUCGCGCAGUAUGACCACGAGCACCAUAGACACAUGGCAUCGACACCCCGAAACGGACAUCCAUCGGGGAAAAUAAAAGUGAAAGCCCUUGUGGCUGUCAUGACUGGCUUUGGGAAGAAGUAUGCAGACAGGAGGGAACAUUCCCGGCAGACGUGGUUCCCUGCAACGCAACAAGAGCUUGACAGGCUAGAGGAAGAGACGGGGAUGCACCUGAGGUUUGCAGUGGGCGAGGUGCCCGAGGAGCACAAGGAGGAGAUUGCGCAUGAGGAAGCCACCUAUGGCAGCUUCCUGCACAUUCCCCUGCAGGAUCAUUAUGACACGCUGUCGUACAAGACCAUGGCGCUGUGGAAAGUGGUGGAGGAGCAAUAUGACGCGCAGUAUGUGCUCAAGGUGGACGAUGACAAUUAUGUGCGCCUGGAUCGCCUGGCUAUUGCCCUGGACCAGUGGACCGACAUGGGCGCAGAGUACAUCGGCUGCUUCAAGAUCCGCAACGUGGCGGACGAGCGGCAGGCAGACCCAAGCCACCGCUGGUACGAUCCGCACCACAUGAUAUUUCUGGGGGACGACAGCCGGUACGCGGAGGGGCCGUUCUACGCGCUGCGCGGUGGCAUCAUCCAGGGGGUCCUGCGCUCCGGCCUCAACCCCCGCCUGGGGGGCCCCGAAGACUCGAUGGUGGGCGCCAUGAUGAAGGGCUUCAACAUAAGCUUCUAUGACGAUCGGCGGCUGUGCCAUAUGGAGGGCUGCACAGAGAUGAUGAUCGCAUACAAGUGGGACCAUGCCGUGCGAGACUUCAUGGACGAGACCAAGCGCUUCCCCACUCUUUGCUGCCUGCCCAAGAACCGCUCCCUGCAGCUGCCGCCUGUGGACGAGUGCACCGACGCCAGCAAGUACCAUGAGGAGGGACUACGGUGCUUGCACACGCUGCACACAGACUCCGCAUGUGCGACUCCCACGCUUACUGAUUAUGGCGGCGGUGGCAUUUUGCCGCUAUUCUCAUACUACAACUACACUGUGGAUCACAAGUGGAUUGCUGAGAGGGCACCUGCAGAGAGCAGCUGGAAAUAUACACCCCACUUUCAGCGGCGCAAUGCUGCCGGCUAGCAUGCAUGAAAAAAAGGCUCCGAUCCUUCUAGAAAGUCCAAACUUCAUAAGAGAAAUCGCCAUCUGGAGGCGGCAAUGAAUGAGACAU
Molecule: messenger RNA, 1591 nt
Organism: Coccomyxa subellipsoidea C-169
Lineage: Eukaryota; Viridiplantae; Chlorophyta; Trebouxiophyceae; Coccomyxaceae
Exons: 7
Coding region: 322-1503 (393 amino acids)
Cellular component (GO): Golgi membrane
Molecular function (GO): hexosyltransferase activity
Source: RefSeq, a predicted model, not a curated record